This is a messenger RNA of Hippocampus zosterae (dwarf seahorse), 840 nucleotides long. It is a transcript of the gene timcc, whose product is annotated as family with sequence similarity 136 member A. The transcript has 3 exons. NCBI's taxonomy places the organism in Eukaryota, Metazoa, Chordata, Actinopteri, Syngnathiformes, Syngnathidae. Gene Ontology annotation, cellular component: cytoplasm. The coding region runs from base 190 to 606 and encodes 138 amino acids. The record is from RefSeq and is a predicted model, not a curated record.
AAAGUGCAGAGCGGAAGUAAUGCGGAAGUGACGAAACUGCCUGAUCAUCUUCAACCAUGCUUGAAUCGAGGUGACCUUAGUGCCUUAUCUUAUAGUUAAGUAAAAAUAAUUUCGGAAUACUCCCACGUAUUAGGCGCAUACGCCGUAUUAAUACAAACGUUGUCUUGAAAAAAAUAUUGAAAAGAGGACAUGGCGGAGGCUCACCAAGCACGCGUUCAGGCUGUGGUGGAGGAAAUGGUCCAAAGCCUGGAAAGGAAUCACAUCCGCAAAAUGCAGGCUCGCAUGUUCAAGUGCAGCGCGGACUGCUGCGAUCGAUCCACGGACUCCAUGACUCAGGUGCAUCAGUGCAUCGACAAGUGUCACGCUCCUCUGGCCAAAGCCCAGGGCAUCGUCACCAACGAGCUGGAGAAGUUUCAGGACCGCAUGGCCAGAUGCACAAUGCACUGCAAUGACAAAGCGAAGGAUCUGUUUGACUCGGGUGCCAAGGAGCCCGCCGUUCGGUCGCUGAUGGAGCGAUGCGUGGGCAGCUGCGUUGACGACCACAUGAACCUGAUCCCCAGCAUGACUCGUAGAAUCCAGGAGAACCUGGACUCUAUAUCCCAAUGACACAACAGAUAUCAACCACUGAGCCCACUCGGAGCAGUGACUAUGAAGUGAAAGUGAAAAAAGCAGGAUACAUGGCAUCCAAACAGUGCAGUAUGCCGUAUACAGUCGGAAUGAUGCACAAGGUGUUGAACUGUCAUAUUUCAGUUUGUCAUUUUUAAUACAAGUACAGCCUACCUUAGAUGGUGGUGGGGUUUGUUUCUGUAAAACAAUUAAACAUGGUCCAGAUCACAACUA